AUGGUUGACUGGGUACCCGAGCUUUCACCUAGAGCUAGGCCUUGCAGCCGGGCUUUUGAUUGCGGCAAGUGCUGGAGCUGGGCCAAAAGGUGUCGGCCUGUAGGCUUAGGCAAGUUCAUUCCAAGUCUUGAGCUGAUACCGUUCGUUAUUGUUGGGAGGUACAUUGUGCGUGUCCUUCAAAGAGUCUUUCAUGGAGCCUGCCGUUCGGCAAGUAGAGAGGCUAGGCCUUUAAAGCUACAUCAUUAUGAAGUUUCGUGGAGCCAGGCCAUUGUGAGGCUGGGCCAUUCCGCAAGUGGGUACUUGGGCUUAGGAGGCCAGCUUGAGGUGGUUGAGCUAAUAGUGUCGUGUUGCUGGGGCAGAGUCGGCAAGAGCUGUGCGGUGGUGGCCGGGCCCUUGGAGCUGGGUCUUCGGCAGGCGCUGAACUUUGGCAAAGCUGGGAGCUGGUGCUGGGACCGUGACUGUCACCAAGGCAUCAGCAAGAGUGGAGCUAUUUUGGUAGCACAGCUUCGGGUCCGCACGGUUUCAGCAGGUAUCCUCUUGAUCUUGGAGUUGGAAACGGAGCUGAACACGUUGGGUUUCGUGAGUGGAGCUGGGUCUUUGGGAGGAAACAGCAGUUGA
This is a messenger RNA of Prunus armeniaca (apricot), 618 nucleotides long. Lineage: Eukaryota; Viridiplantae; Streptophyta; Magnoliopsida; Rosales; Rosaceae. The record is from the annotation of a GenBank genome assembly.